UAAUUUAAUGGAUAUUUUCGUCCUGAACAACACGAAAGGGUAGUAAUUUGCCCACGGUGUAUUGUUGAGUUUUUACAAAAUGUAAAAGCAAUUUCCCAAAAUAUGUGUCAAUAUAAGAUUUGUCACCAAAAGUCAUUUGCUGAAACACAGAGAAAGUUUUGUCCAAAUUAAGACUCAAAAAACCCAAUAGUGGAUGAAAUCAUCCCCAACAAUACAAAAGGGUUACUUUUUAUUGAUAGAAUGGACCCCCUGCGAAUACGCCAUGGACCAUUAGGGGUCAGCGUAGCCCUGAUCGAGAAACAUGUCUAGAGAAUGAAACAUGUUGUGAAUGUAGUAAAUGAAAUGAAAUGAAAGUAAAUUUUGGAUUUUUUCAAGUGAAAGUGAAAGGUGAUUUGUUGAAUUGGUGUGAUAGUAGGGUAAGCAAGGACACACUUUCACAUUUACAUAUAGAGUUGCAUGUACAAUAUCUUACUAUAUCUUACUUUGUGACAACUUUAAGUCCUUUCUUCAUUCUUCAGCCCAGACAGGAGAUUUUGUGAAGGACUGAAAAGCACAAUUUUAUUAAAUCAUCAUUUACACGUUAUUACGUGUGAUUUCAACCCAAAUAAUAAGACUGAAAAGGAAAAACUAUGGGAGCUACAUGCACUAAGUGUUUGUGUUGCUGUAAAGACACAUCAAAGAUAAGAGUAAAAGAAGAUAGAGAAUCACAAAUUCAACUGCUGCCAAAAGACAAAGACAAUGAAAACAUACAGAAUCAGCUAACUGGGGAAAAACCAGAGUUGGAGAAUCUGAAGCAACUUAUGAGAGAAAAAGAGAUCACAGCCCAGAACACAGUCCAAGAGCUGGAAACCAGUAAACAUCAACUGGAGACACUGACCGAACAGAUGAGGAAUAGAGAAAUGGAUUCACAAAAUCAACUGCUGCAAAAAAACAAAGACAUUGACAACAUACAGAAUCAGCUAAAGGAGAAAAACACAGAGUUUGAGAAUCUGCAGAAACUGAUGAGAGAGAAAGAGUUCACAGUCCAGAACACAGUCCAAGAGCUGGAAACCAGUAAACAUCAACUGAAGACACUGACCGAACAGAUGAGGAAUAGAGAAAAAGAAUCACAAAAUCAACUGCUGCAAAAAAACAAAGACAUUGACAACAUACAGAAUCAGCUAAAGGAGAAAAACACAGAGUUUGAGAAUCUGAAGAAACUGACGAGAGAGAAAGAGAUCACAGUCGAGAACACAGUCCAAGAGCUGGAAACCAGUAAACAUCAACUGGAGACACUGACCGAACAGAUGAGGAAUAGAGAAAGUAAAGAAAUACAAAUGAAACAAUUAGAACAACACGUGCUGCAAAAAAACAAAGACAUUGAGGAAAAAGAGAAUCAGCUAAAGGAGAAAAACACAGAGUUGGAGAAUCUGAGGCAACUGAUGAGAGAGAAAGAGAUCACAGCCCAGAACAAAGUCCAAGAGCUGGAACAUCAACUGAAGACACUGACUGAACAGAUGAAGAAUAGAGAAAAAGAAUCACAAAUUCAACUGCUGCAAAAAAACAAAGACAUUGACAACAUACAGAAUCAGCUAAAGGAGAAAAACACAGAGAUGGAGAAUCUGAAGAAACUUAUGAGAGAGAACGAGAUCAAAGUCCAAGAGCAGGAAACCAGUAAACAUCAAUUGGAGACACUGACCGAACAGAUGAGGAAUAGAGAAAAAGAAUCACAAAUUCAACUGCUGCAAAAAAACAAAGACAAUGAAAACAUACAGAAUCAGCUAAAGGAGAAAAACACAGAGUUGGAGAAUCUGAAGAAACUGAUGAGAGAGAAAGAGAUCACAGUCCAGAACAAAUUCCAAGAACUGGAACAUCGACUGGAGACGCUGACCGAACAGAUGAGGAAUAGAGAAAAAGAAUCACAAAAUCAACUGCUGCAAAAAAACAAUGACAUUGACAACAUACAGAAUCAGCUAAAGGAGAAAAACACAGAGAUGGAGAAUCUGAAGAAACUGAUGAGUGAGAAAGAGAUCACAGUCCAGAACACAGUCCAAGAGCCGGAAACCAGUAAACAUCAACUGGAGAGACUGACCGAACAGAUGAGGAAUAGAGAAAAACACCAGAGGACCAAAGACAUUGAAGAGAAUCAGCUAGAGGAGAAAGACACAGACUGGGAAAUGCUGAGCAAGACAGAGAUCCCAGUCCAAGAGCUGGAAACCAGUAAACAUCAACUGCAUACACUGAUGAAGACCAGACAGAUGAGAGAUAUAGGGGAAGUCAAACUGUACUCAUUUUUGGCUGGAAAAACAAAUAACUCUCACCAGAAAUUUAUUGACACUCUGAAAAACCAAAUUCAGGAUCUGAAGGAAGUUCCUGUCAUGGAUGAAAGUGACAUUUUUAUGGUUUUCUGUCCUAUUGUUUCUCGAGCUGGAACUGAUAUUGAAGCAGCACUGAAAAGAUUUAAAGACUCUACAGCACGUAAGCUGAAUGUUCUAGUGGUGCUACAUCACACGUUUGACCCAGAGAAAACUGUACCAGACAGCAGCAGAUGUGUUAAGAGGACGGAUAUACUGAUAGUGGACUGUCUGUUUUAUGAGGAUACAGGAUUACUGGAGUGUCAGAAGAAUCAGGAUGCUAUCGACAAAGUUGUGAAAGGGAUCAACAAUGCAUGGGGGAAAAAGGAGGAAUUUGCUUCAAGGACCGAUCUAUCACUACAAGAAAAAGAUGAACAUCAUGAGAAACGUCAUCAAGAACCUGGCAUGGCAUUAGGAGAGAAGAGACCUCUUGAGAGAAAAAACUCAGAACAUAACAAACUGUUGAUAAAAAGACCAUCAUUAGUCAAACAACUGGAAAGCAGAAGAGUCAAACUGUGCUCAGUUUUGGCUGGAAAAACAAAUAACUCUCACAGGAGAUUUAUUGACACUCUGAUAAACCAAAUUAAGAAUCUAAAGGAAACUCCUACAGUGGAUGAGAGUGAUGUCGUUUUGGUUUUCUGUCCUAUUGUUUCUCGAGCUGGAACUGAUAUUGAAGCAGCACUGAAAAUAUUCACAGACUCUACAGCAUCUAAGCUGAAAGUUCUUGUGGUGCUGCAUCACACAUUUGACCCAGAUAAAACUGUACAAGACAGCAGCAGAUGUGUUAAGAGGACAGAUAUACUGACAGUGGACUGUCUGUACUAUGAGGACACAGGAUUACUGAAGUGUCAGAAGAAUCAUGAUGCUAUCGACAAAGUUGUGAAAGGGUUAAGAGAGCAGAUUAGAGAUUAGAGACAAACACCUGUGGAUCCACUCGUCAUUUAAUCUACUAAAAACUGUGAUGGGAAGAGAAAAUUAAAAUGAUAAAAAAAUUAAUGACCUGACGGUGUGUUCAGAUGACCUUCAGCAGCUUGUGACUUUCAAUCCUAUCUGCUUAGGAAAUCUUUUGUUUGUUAAGCAAAACAAUGUACAAUGUAUGAUCUAUAAAUUGUCUUUUUUUCUUGUUUUGAAAUGAACUGAAAUGUGUGUUUAUACUCUAAAAAAUGUAGGUUAUUUUCAACUUUUAUUGACAAUCCAGCAUUGGUUCAAAUAGGGACGAACCCAACCCAUUGGGUUGUAUUUUAACCUAUGCUGGGUUGCUUAAAACCAUUAUUGGUUAAAAUAUAAACAUUUUCUGGGUUAAUUUGACCCAACACUCCCAAAGAAAUGCUGGGUUGUUUUUAACCCAGCAUUGGUCACAAAGGGACAAACCCAACCCAUUGGGUUAUAAUUUAACAUAUGCUGGGUUGUUUCAACCCAAAAUGCUGCAUCAUUGAAACCCACUGUUGGGUUAAAUAUACAAAUUUUCUGGGGUAAUUUAACCCAACGGCUGGGUUUGUCCCUUUGCGACCCAAUGGGUCAUUCUACAGAAAAGGUGGAAUUCAGGUGAUGGAAAUUUGCUUAAAUGAGCUUCUUUCAACAUACCCAAAACUUCUUUAAUAGCAUUAAUUAACUUGUCAAAUCUAUGAAUCCCAAAACAAGGAGCUUAAUCUAUUUUUAACUUUUUAAUACAUUUUAAUAAAGAAUCCAUGAGUAAUUUAUUUGUCAUUUGUGUUACCUGUGAUUUAAACAACAUUAAUGUUGAUACUAAAUAUUAUUUCUUAUUACAGCUUGUGUAUUUAGUUAAAGGUUGAGUAGAGGAAUGAUAACAGCAAGAAAAAUAAUUGAUUAUUAAUAUUUGUUUAGUUUAAUUCUUCAUCUUUACCCAGCAUUGUAUGAAAUUAUUUGAUUCUCAGUUUGACUUUUUUCUUAAAAAAAAAAAUUCAACAAAAACAAAAAUGUACAACCAUAAAGGCUUUGAUGCAAAGACUGAAAUAUCAACAAUGUCUUACAUCCCAUAUCAACAACAAAAUAUUAGAAAGUACAAAAAAAUACAUUCAUAACACCAAAACUUGGUUUAACACCAAUGACACAAUGUAACACCAAUGACACAAUGUAACACCAAUGACAAAAUUAGAAUAUAAUAAUAUAAAGAUAAUGAAUAUGAUAAAACUUAUAAACUUUCAUAAAAUUUUCCAUCUUGUUUUGUUUUAAUGCUUUUAUGUUGGUCAGUUAAAAUACUGUUUAGGAAGUACUCAUUAGAGAAGUAACACUAAUGACAGUAACACCAAUGAUGGUAACAUCAAUGAAAAUUUACAGAAAAAAACGAAUAUUUUAUCAAAAUGGCUGCCAUUAAACAUGUGCCAUUACAUCAGAGAUGUAACAAUCACAUACUUAUUCAGUAUAAUGUAUUUUUAUGUAAAGAUCUUAACACCCAUGAAAAACUUCAAAGAGCUGAUGCAUUGUUUCAAAAUAAAAGUGCUUUGGGUAGGGUAACACCAAUGACAUAAAUUUGGGGGACAAAUAUUUAUUUGAUAUUAUUCAUAUUAAUAGUGUAUUUUUACCAUUUCAGUGUUGUAGUAAAUUCAUACAGGGUUAAAGGUAAAUGUAAAUUUGAUUUGUUUUACAAAAAACAUGGUUUUAAAUAGUAAGUACACAGUUCAACUUCCAUGUAUGAUCAAAGGGACAGGGCAAUUUUCAGGACCAGACAUUUUAAAAAAAGUUUAAAAAAGAAAAAAAUUAAAUAAAUAAACUCUCUCAUCAUUUUAAGGACAGUCUAUAUUUAUUAAAUAUAUAUCAUUAUGGGAUUAUUGGGUCAAAUUAAAUGAUUAAGGGGUCUGCAAAAGCAAGGGACAAGCAUUUCUACCUUUUUUGUAGAAUGACCCCAAUGCUGGGUUGGAAAUAACUUUUAUUUCCAUUACAACACUUUUUUUUUUUCAUUACAUACAUUAUAUUCAUUACCUAUGUUAAGCAUUAAAAGCAUUUGUAUAUAGUGAGAACAAGUUCAUAAAAAUAAUAUUUUAGCUGUACUUAUACUGUCAUCACCUCAUCUUUUUUGAAUUAUGAACUAUAUCACUGCACUUCAUCUGAUUUUGCCUGAUAACUUCAUAAAUUGAAACAUUGCUGAUCAUUACAAAUGAAUGCGGUGUAUAUCUGUAAAAUGUCCCCUUUUGCUUACAUAAACUAUGACAAACUAUUUUAAUUGAUAGUAAUUGAAAUUUUAGAGAAAUUAAAAUACAAUGGACAAUAGAUUUAAAUAUAAUGCAAAAUAAGUUUAUUUAACAGAAGCUCUGUCUGCACGUAAUAAAUACUGUGGGUUUACACCAGAUGCGAGAUCAACAAUUUGCGCAAGUAGAUUACAUACAAAGUCAAUGCAAAGACGCGAUCAGACGCGUCCUCGCAUGAGGCGAUGCGAAUGACGCGAUAUGGGCGGCGCGUUUGCCGUGAAAACACGGGCUAUUCGCCAUAAACGCGUCUCCGCCCAAGUUGAAAAUAUUCAACUCGAGCGUAAAUCCCGCGAGUAAUCUCGGUUUUUUAACGGGACUUUUAAUUGAAUUUACAUUUGUUUCAUGUAUUUACCAGGUGACUAUGAGGAAAUCGUAGUUAUAGUGUCAUGUGUAUUUGGGGUUGUAUUUAAUUAAAAAUUACCUCAUUUUGAAUUCAAAUUAAUUUAAAAAGCAAACAAGCUAGAUUCUCUAUGUUUAAUCUAUAAGGUGCUGUGCUAUGUGUGAAUGUACUGUAGUGCCUGCAAACCUUUCACAUGUUUUUUCUGCUGCAAGUGAAAGUGAAAGUGUUUUCUUGGUGUGACAGCAGGAAAAGCAAACACCGCUCGGCAAAGGUUAUUAUUAAAGAAUUGCAAAUAAAUUUGCGUAUCUCACUGCUUCAUGAGACAUUUUUUUCCAGCUUCAAGUCGUUCUUCAUUCAUUCAUUCAUUAGCUAAGACAGGAGACGUGGUGAAGGACAGGAGAG
Misgurnus anguillicaudatus (oriental weatherfish) is the source of this 6281-nucleotide messenger RNA. The record is from RefSeq and is a predicted model, not a curated record. NCBI's taxonomy places the organism in Eukaryota, Metazoa, Chordata, Actinopteri, Cypriniformes, Cobitidae.